Messenger RNA from Vicugna pacos (alpaca), 2830 nucleotides. Lineage: Eukaryota; Metazoa; Chordata; Mammalia; Artiodactyla; Camelidae. The record is from RefSeq and is a predicted model, not a curated record.
UGCAGAGCUAAGCAGGGGAGUAAAUGAAUGGAAAUUUAUUUUCACCCAAAGCCCAAAGACUGAGAACUGCAUCCCAGCCCAGGAUCUGGGAGGCAGCCUCUGCGUUUCUAGCCUCCUAAGUGGGUCACCUUCUCUCUGCAGGUGUUUCCCAUUAAACACUACCAGGACAAAAUCCGGCCUUACAUCCAGCUGCCAUCACACAGGAACAUCACUGGCAUCGUGGAAGUGAUCCUUGGGGAAACCAAGGCCUAUGUCUUCUUUGAGAAGGACUUUGGGGACAUGCACUCCUAUGUGCGCAGCCGGAAGAGGCUGCGGGAAGAGGAGGCCGCCCGCCUCUUCAAGCAGAUCGUCUCCGCCGUUGCCCACUGCCACCAGUCGGCCAUCGUGCUGGGGGACCUGAAGCUUAGGAAAUUUGUCUUCUCCACGGAGGAGAGAACCCAGCUCAGACUGGAAAGCCUAGAAGAUACACAUAUAAUUAAGGGAGAAGAUGAUGCUUUGUCAGACAAACACGGCUGCCCAGCCUACGUGAGCCCCGAGAUUCUGAACACCACGGGGACCUACUCCGGGAAGGCAGCGGACGUUUGGAGCCUCGGAGUGAUGCUCUACACCCUUUUGGUGGGACGCUACCCCUUCCAUGACUCAGACCCCAGUGCCCUUUUCACCAAAAUCCGACGUGGACAGUUCUGCAUUCCUGACCACAUUUCCCCCAAAGCCAGGUGCCUCAUUCGCAGCCUCCUGAGACGGGAGCCUUCUGAGAGACUCACUGCUCCGGAGAUCUUACUCCAUCCCUGGUUUGAGUCCGUCUUGGAACCUGGGUACGUUGACUCAGAAAUAGGAACCUCCGACCAGAUUGUUCCAGAGUGCCAGGAGGACAGUGACAUCAGUUCCUUCUUCUGCUAAUCCCCAAACCUCAGAAACCUCAUAAUUCUCACACAUGGCAUUUAUUUCCAUUUCUAAAGAUGGACAGGCCUUUUGGCGUGGGGCCAACCAGACUUGUGAUGGCGUAAAGACUGUAGCUGCUGAACUCAACAUGGUGCCCCCCUCUUAUAUGUCCUGACAAGUAACUGGGGAGGUGAGCAGUGCACACUCUGACUGGCUGCCCUGCAGAGCUGUUGCCCUUAAGGAAACUUUGCCGACUAUCCCUUUGCCAGAUUCAGGGGUUCCGCAUCUUUUAGAGGUGGCAACGAGGAUGGACAUCCUGCAGCAUGUGAUCAAGUGAAAUGAACCUGAACAUUCUAAAGGGAGAGGAAAUGAAUCGCACAAUGGCGUUUUGGGCAAUAACCAUAUUUUUAACAGGGUGACAAAUCAUUUGGGCCAAUAAACCUGCUGUCUUCGAACUUGUCUUUGAUAGCCAGACUCUUGCUACCCCAGCUUCUCUGCUUGGAAAGUUUUUUUUUCCUGGUUUGGUUUAAUGCUCUCCCUUUCUUCAUGUUUUUGGAGCAGACUGUUCCAGGGGCAUAGAAACCUGCCUGAACCGUGAACCCAGAAUCUCUCCUCCAUUUUCUGCCAAGACCCCAUUUGCACUAAUGCCUUCUUUCUGACCUUGAAACUCGCUCCCCCUCUCACCUCCCACCACUUUAAAAGCACUUAGCAGCUAACUGUGGAAAAGUAUCACAAAAGAUUCAGACUCCUGGCUACUUCAGAACUCUGAGCUCAGACAGAGACUAGAGAUUUUUAAAAAGAAUUCGAACACUUGGAAACUGUUAGCUUUUUUGGUUCCCCUCAAAUAUGCUAGGAUUUAUCCUUUACUUUUUUCCCCAAGACCAUCUCAGGGUGGAACAUUCUGUCUAGGAGGAGAAAGAUAAGGAGCCUCCCCACUCCCCUGCCCAAGAGCAAAUGUUAAACAUCUUUGUGCUUCAGAGAAAGUGAAUUUUGGAUAGUCUUAGACUAACUUCCAGAAUUAUACUUUAACCCCCACCCCUGUGGAUAUGGUCUACAGUUUUCCAUGUUUCAGACACGCUGUAGUUUAUGAAGACAUCUGUACCACCAGCAUCUGCAGUGAAAUAGCAAGCCCAAAUCUUUAAAAUCAGAAGGGACUUUAAAAGUCAUCCAGUCCAACUUCUUUCCUUUUUCUGCCACCUACUAAUUCAGAGAUCCCCCCCCCCCGCCCCCUUCAGCUUCUUUCACAGGUGGAACUCCAGCCUCUAUUUGAAUGCUUCCAGAGAUGGGAACUCACUACCUAUAAAAGAUAGAGCUUAACAGAGAAACUGUAGCUUGCAUUAAAAAAUACGAGUACAGAUGAAAUAUCAGUAAAUGUCUUGGACAGUCCUGAAACCAGGUGGUUAAACGGGUAAACCAAACAUACUGUAUUUUGAGAAAUGGCACAAAAAAAAAAAACAAAACAGGCAGUCACCUUUAAGGGCUACGCCUAGGCAAACUACUAACAUGCAUUGUGAGAAUACCGUGUAUACCUCACGCACCGUGUACUUUGUAUAUAUAUUGUACCUUUUAUACAUAUGUCUGAUAUUUUUUGUUGUUUUGGCUCUGAUGCUUGUUUUGUUGUUUGUGUCUGUCUGAACAACCUGCGUGUCUAAGACCACGUGAAAUGUGAAUGAUCAUUGGCAAUAUUACCUUGACAGAAUCAUGGGACUCAGAGAAGAGGGAGGGCAGAGGCCUCUGCCGCACUAAUGCUCUCGUGGUUGCUUGAACGUUGUAUCUGUGAUACAUUAGCUGGCUGAGGACUCUGGGCUGGCUGGGGCUUCGAAACACUAGAUCCUUCCUGUACAUAUGUGUGUGUGUAUAUAUAUAUGUGUGUAUAUAUAUAUAUAUAUAUAUGUGAGACGGCUGUUUCUGACUUGUAGAGAAAUUUUAAUAAAUCUGGUUUCGUAAA